UAAAAAGCAAUAGAUCUGCGACGUCAUCUACUUCUCUCUGUCAUUAAACAUACCUAAAGAGCACGUGGACUCUAAACGACAAACGAAUGACUGGACUACGUUGUCGCGCACAUUGAACGUCUUUUGAAUGUCACCAAGGCGAUUUAGAACUGAAGGAGCCGCUUCACAUCAGGAAAAGUAGAAGUUUGCUGGGAAAAAAAGGCUCUUUCCAUCCAACAAUAGAUGAUGCGUACUCGCAUAGAGCCUGCUGCUUACGGACAGCACACACCCAAUGUAGAGUGUGCAGACCACUACCCGGCCACCCGGUAUUACAAAAAGGCAAAGAUACGAACACAAACCACGGGUGACUGUCUAUCAUGCAUCAAGUACACCUUGUUAAUCUUGAACACCUUCUUUGUUAUGACAGGGUGUCUGUUCGCGGCUUUGUGGGCGCUGACACAGCUCGCCACUGAUUCAGCCCUUGUUGCAGUGUUGCAGACAAAGGAAUCGCUAGUUUCAGGAUUGUACUUUAUGCUGGGAGUUGGAGGUGGACUCUUCAUCGUGGGCUUCGUGGGCUGCUGCGGCGCCCUCCGCGGUAAUAGGUUUCUGCUCUUAACUUUCUGCAUGUUAAUUUUUGUGGUCCUAAUAGUUGAGAUGGCUGGUAUUGGUCUUGUCCUUGUGGAUCGCAGCGAGUUUGAGGAAAAGACAAUGUCAGACAAUAUGAAAAGCAAAUUUGGAGCCGAGUUUACCAAGGCUAAUCAAGAUUACGUAGAAGCGUGGAGGGCUGUGAUGAGGCAUUAUGAAUGCUGUGGAAUUUCAAGAGAUGAUUUUACACCAGAAAACGUUCCAAGAUGCUGUCGAGUUGAUGAUAAGGAUAUCUGUGAUGACACUACCCCGACACAUAAGCAGCCUUGCUAUGACAAGAUCAAGAAACUUUAUGACAACGGCCUUUAUGGAGGGAUAGGCUUUCUUCUCGUUGUAGUGGUCUGUGAGGUCACUGCCAUUGCCAUCGCUAUAUGCUUCUUCAGGGGACUCCAACAUGUAUAGUCUGGAUUUUUUCCCAUGUGCUUCUCCAGUGUAUGUAACCUGGUGAAGUACAAAAAAAAAAAGUACUCAAUUGCAUUUCAAGUAUAUUCACAUUAUCAAUAAUUGUAAUAUACUGUAUAAU
Corythoichthys intestinalis (scribbled pipefish) is the source of this 1147-nucleotide messenger RNA. Its product is annotated as tetraspanin-18-like. Lineage: Eukaryota; Metazoa; Chordata; Actinopteri; Syngnathiformes; Syngnathidae. Gene Ontology annotation, cellular component: plasma membrane. The record is from RefSeq and is a predicted model, not a curated record. Bases 223 to 1026 code for a protein of 267 amino acids. The transcript is spliced from 9 exons.